Molecule: messenger RNA, 3077 nt
Organism: Sabethes cyaneus
Lineage: Eukaryota; Metazoa; Arthropoda; Insecta; Diptera; Culicidae
Product: treacle protein-like
Exons: 4
Coding region: 166-2973 (935 amino acids)
Source: RefSeq, a predicted model, not a curated record
AGUGCCCGGAAGUGUACUGCUGCGCUGCUGGUUCCGUUAUUUUGCUUAUUAUGCCAGUUCAGAUCCCACGAAAAGGAGACGCUAGACUUUAAUAGGCUUUCAUCCUGCUGAUGUGUCAGGUGAAUAUUUCCGAAACAGGUAGCACAAAUUUUACAAAAAAAAAAAAUGGGAAAAAUCCUGCUGGUGGUGGGAAUAAUCUGUGUCGGGCUCUAUCUCCAUCAGUUGCCAACCACAGAUGGAUUCGAGAUAAAUUUUCCUGGCUUGGGCAAACUGGUACUGGAGUUUACUGCAAUAAACUCGAGUCAACCUGUGCCAACCACCACAGUCGAAGAUGGGGGGAGUGAUGCGGUAGCUUCUACAGGAAAAGAAGGAAGCCCCCGGAGUGAACAGUCGGAAGGCAAGGAUGAAAUUACCACCGUUUUGAAUAAAAACGAACGCCUGGAUCAGGAACCUACACCGAAAAUUGAGGGAAGCGAUAAUACAGCGUCAGUUGAAAAUCAGCUUGAGGACAAAAAAGCAAAGCAAGAUUCUGCAGAAGGUAGGAAAGAAGAUUUAAAUGAAAAACAUGAAAAACCGUCUGAGCCAUUAGUUCCUUCCGCACCACAAAGUGACAAUAAUGCUACUACAGUAAAAGAUUCUAGUGGUGGUCAAGAGGAUGAAACUAGCAGUGCAGCUACAACACUGGAGACUAAGCCUGAAGUCAGUGGUGGCAUUAUUCCACCAGAGGACGAAAGUAAAGCAAAUCAACCUGACGAGAAAAUACCUCCAUAUGAAGAAAAUUACAAGACGCCGUCAGUCAAAUCAGAAUCAAUGUCAACCUCGGUACGACCAGAAAAGAACGAUAAGCCGAAUGAGGAUGUUACUCCAGCGAUUGAAGAAAAUAAUAGUACAGCACCAGCUGAAAAUGGGGUCGAGGACAAGAAAACUCUGCGAGAUUCUUCAGAAGAUGGACACGAAGAACCCUCGGCUGAAGAUUUAAAUGAAAAACAGAACGAAAAUCCUAAACCGUUAGCUCCUUCUGAGUCUGACCGAGCUGACAAUAGUACCUCUACAGUGAAAGAUGCUGGUACCGAUCAAGACGAAGAACCUGAAGCUAGUAGGGAAAAUGAAGAGAAAAGUAAAGCAAAUCAGCCCGAGAAGAAAACACCUGCAUAUGAAAAAAAUUACGAGAUAACGUCAUCCUCGGUACGACCAGAGAAGACCGAUAAGCCGAAUGAGGAUGCUACACCAACAAUCGAAGAAGACAAUAGUACUGCAUCAACUGAAAAUAGCCUCGAGGACAAAAAAACUACACAAGAUUCUUCAGUAGAUGGAAACGAAGAACUCCCGGCUGGAGAUUCAACUGAAAAACAGAAAGAAAAACCUAAACCAUUGGCUCCUCCCGAAUCACAAGCCGACAAAAGUGCCUCCACAGUGAAAGAACCUGAUAGUGAUAAAGAAAAUGAGCCUGAAGCCAGUGAUGGAAAUGAAGAGGAAAGUAAAGCAAAUAAGCCUCAGGGGAAAACACCUUCAUAUGAAGAAAAUUACGAGAUGACAUCAGUCAAAUCACAUUUAUCGUCAUCUUCGGCACAGUCAGAGAAGACUGAUAAACCGAAUGAGGAUGCUACACCAACAAUUAAUGGAGACGAUAGUACAGCACCAGCUGAAAAUAGGCUCGAGGACAAGAAAACUACGCUAGAUUCUCCAGAAGGCAAAAACGAAGACCCUCGCGCUGAAGAUUCAAAUAAAAAACAGAAAGAAAGGCCUAAACCGUUAGAUCCUUCCGGACCGGAAGAGGAUAAUAGUCCGUCCAUAGUGAAAGAUUCUGGCAAUGAUCAAGACUACGAGCCGAGCAGUGCCGCUACAACACCAGCGGAUAGUCCCAAAGCCAAUACAAUAACACCUAAAACCAGUGGUGGAAAUAAAGAGGAAGAAAGUAAAGGAAAUCAGCCUGACGAGAAAACACCUUCGUAUGAGAAAGAUUACGAGACAACGUCAGUCAAAUCAAAAGUAACGCAAUCCUCGGUAGCACCAGCGACAACCAGAAAGCCUUCGAGUGUUAGAAAUAAUGAUGCACAUGAACUAGCUAAGACACCUCCGCCGGCGUACAUGCCUGAGGAUUUUAAGGAAGUGGAUUCCGACCUUUGGUCUGAUGUGGAGAAACCCUCAGAGGAAUUCGGAGAAGAAUUUGAUCUCGAACCGCACAAGAUCGACCCUAGCGGCUGUCUGAAAAUCGAUACAUUUCGUCCCAGUCUCGAACUGCCACAAAGAUUAUUACAGGGCAUGUUCUACAGAUCGACACAGAUCGUCAACGAACGGAGUAGUAAACACGGAAAAGAAAACCUUUUGGGUUCCGUCCUGCUUAAAAUGCAAUCAUUAUUCAAACCACAGCAGAUCCUCGAUUUGUUGGACACCAUUCCCGGUCAAAUUCAGUCAAUAUUGGCUAGGUUCAAUCAGCAGAAGGCGACGGGCAUUCAGUCCGUGAGGGAAAAAUUGGACUCCGUAGCAGAGAGUGUAGAGCAAAAGGUUGAACAGAGCCUAUCCAGUGUAAAAGCGUGUGGUGAUAAGGUCAAAAAAUGCAUGAAGACCAUCCACCGGGUAUAUCAACCGUACCAAGCGGCAUUACAGAAGCGCAUGGGAUCGUGCGUUGCGAUGAUUCAAAAAAUUACGGAUGCACAUGAAAGUAUAAUUAAUAACCUAACCGAGAAGUCCAGUGAGUUCAUGCGAGAGGUCAAAUCAUGCGCACGCUCGAAUACUGGUGGUGCGCUUAAUUUGCAAGCCUUGCUUGGAUUUGGCAGCUGCACUGCAGAAAUGUUGAAAGGACAAAUUGAGACAGCUUUGCAGCCUGUUCUGAAACGAAUGGUGAGCCUAGGUGACCGCCUCAAGUUAAAAAUAACGACCAGUAACGACUGUUUUGAUCGAACGUUACACACGAAAGCUUUGGAAUUGCUGCAACAGCGUUUGAACACCGCAAGCCAAGAGUGUUUGCAGUAGCGUUAAAUAUUAUUUGAACAUAUUUCAAUGUUAUUAUCAUAAAAAAGUUGAAUACAGCCUUACACUAGAAUUAAGUAUAUUUUUAAUUUAUUAAAAACAAUCAA